AUGCGUCGUAGAUAUCCGGAUGAGCAUCGAGGUGAAGAACAUCCACCUGCCCUCCAAGCUUCUCAGACACAGCUCUCACUACCGGGAAGAUCCCCAACAUCAGCCAUAACCAGUGGAUCAUCGAUCAUUUUACCUUCUUCAGUGGUCGAGUUGGUGCUGCCACACCACAUUGCCUCCCGAAUGAGAGGAGGAGCGAAAGCUGGACCUUGCAGGAACGAGGAGUUAUGUCCCAACGGGAUUCCAAGCAACGAGCUAGUCGCCACCGCGCCUCCCAGCGCCCGAACCACCGCUCCCUGCAGAAGAUGUAGUACGCGACAUUACAACGAAAUUACAGUAGAGUCAUCCAUCCACACACAGGAAGCCAGAGUAAGCAGAACACAACAAAUUAUUACCUUGAGCUUUGCUUUCUCGCGAAUGAGAGUGAGGGAAGCGUCGAUAACUCGCUCCUGACCCUGUGUGAUCACGUCUUCUGGGAUUCUGGCGGAUUUCAGUCGCUCCAAUGUGUGCAUCCCUCUUCUCCAAAUCAUCGACGACGACAUGGCUCUCUGCCCUGAAAGACUGAAACCAAGACCAAUCUCUCUGUUUCUCUCUUCUGUCCUUCUAACUUGGGAUGAUGGGUUUUGAGCUGCUGAAGUGAGUGGCAUUUAUAUAGACUGGAUUGAGAAUGCUUUUUUGCAUUAUUGUACUGCCAAAAAAAUAUCUUCAGCAGUUGUAUUGUACUGGUGCCAUUGACGCCCAUCGAUCACAGUCUGCUUUAAAAGGAGUUCCACGUUUUCCUCUUUGAGCAAAAGAGGGUGGUCCUCUUUUCUAUCUGAUAACCAAUAAUUCGUUGAGGACGAGGAUUACUGAAAGAAGAAGGUAAUACAGUAAGAAAGAUGGACGGACAGAGACGAAUCAGAUAUUGGGGAGCCUCAGCCUAGCUGGCUGGAUAUUGUAGAAGAUGCAUUGCAGGACCAGUGCUAUAAUAUGAACCAUUGUCCAUAUGUCUCUCA
Linum tenue is the source of this 992-nucleotide messenger RNA. The record is from the annotation of a GenBank genome assembly. NCBI's taxonomy places the organism in Eukaryota, Viridiplantae, Streptophyta, Magnoliopsida, Malpighiales, Linaceae.